UGUUGCUGCUGGGGUCCUAGUAAUUUUACCUUCAUUGGCUAGAUGAGGGGACUAGGUGGGGUGGGCCUCCUCAAUCCCAUUUCACGCAGGGGAAGAGCGUGGCUCAGGGAGCAGCGGGCACCUGCUUAAGGUCACACAGCAAAGAAGAGCAAGAUCCAGAAGCUGCCAGACUCCUUUGCAGGAUCCCACACCUGCCUCGCCAGCCAAGCCCGGGAAGUCCCCCCAGAGGUGGGGGAGGCGAGCAGAGGGGCCAAUCUCUCCCCUCCAGCCCUUGCAGGUGUGUAUAUCGGUGGAGGGGGCAGGGAGGGGGACCGCUCCCCAACAGCUGCGUCUCAGCCAGGCACCCACACCCCCCAGUAACACACACCUUCCGACACAAACCAGCACGUCCCGCGCCCUGGCACCUCCCUGUGCCUGCGCGCACACACUCCAACGCCUCUCCUUCCUCUGCCCGCCGCGUGGCCGCUCCCACCCGGAAUCCUGAGUGGACGCAGUGGCCUCAGGUCGCGUACACUCCUCCACCCACCCCGUCCUGACGUCACGUGGGGUAGAGCCCGGAGACACUCUGGGGGGGGGGCGGGGGGAGGGGAGUCGGCGGAGCUCCCGGGGCCGGGACAGUCACUCUCUGGGCGGUGGGGCCGGGCACAGCCAGCGCCGCCCCCCCUCCAGCCCCCACCCCGUCCCGCCCCACACGCCCUCGGAAGCACAGGCUCGCCGCGCAACGCUGGGGGGCUCCCCGGCACCCCAGCCUCUCGUCCCCAGCCCGCAGCACAUCCGGGCCCCCCUUACCCUCCAGAGGCACCAGGAGUUGUCGCAGGGGGGCCUCGGGAAAUUCCCUGGACCCCUGUGCCAGGAGGUGCCCGGUGUGCCCGCCCGCCACCCCCCCCCGGGGGCGGUGCCCGGGGGCGCUGCCCCAUGGAGCGGGGAGGCGGGCGCCGUCUGCUCCCGGAGCCGUGACCCAAGUCGGAGCCGUGUGUCGCAGCCGCCCCGACCCCCGCGGAUCAUGCGCCGUCGCCCCUGGCUCUCCAGUCCCGCUGGGCUGUGAGCCCCCCACUCCCCGCCCGUCACGGCCCGCGCGCCAUGGGCAGCGCCCACCCUUGCCCCUGGCUGCGGCUUCUCCGACCCGGGCCCCAGCCGCGGCCCGCGCUGUGCGCGCUCCUGUUCUUCCUCCUGCUGCUGGCUGCCGCCCUGCCCAGGUCUGCACCUAAUGACAUCCUGGGCCUCCGCCUUCCCCCGGAGCCCGUGCUCAACGCCAACACCGUGUGCCUGACACUGCCGGGCCUGAGCAGGCGGCAGAUGGAGGUGUGCGUGCGCCACCCCGACGUGGCGGCCUCCGCCAUCCAGGGCAUCCAGAUCGCCAUCCACGAGUGUCAGCACCAGUUCCGGGACCAGCGCUGGAACUGCUCGAGUCUGGAGACUCGGAAUAAGAUCCCCUACGAGAGUCCCAUCUUCAGCAGAGGUUUCCGAGAGAGUGCCUUCGCCUACGCCAUCGCCGCCGCCGGCGUAGUGCACGCCGUGUCCAACGCUUGCGCCCUGGGCAAACUGAGGGCGUGUGGCUGCGACGCGUCCCGGCGCGGGGAUGAGGAGGCCUUCCGUCGGAAGCUGCACCGCCUGCAGCUGGACGCGCUGCAGCGCGGUAAGGGCCUGAGCCAUGGAGUUCCCGACAACCCAGCCCUGCCCCCCGCCAGCCCUGGCCUGCAGGACUCCUGGGAGUGGGGCGGCUGUAGCCCGGACGUGGGCUUUGGGGAACGCUUCUCUAAGGACUUUCUGGAUUCCCGCGAGCCUCACAGAGACAUCCACGCACGCAUGAGGCUCCACAACAACCGAGUUGGGAGGCAGGCGGUGAUGGAGAACAUGCGGCGGAAGUGCAAGUGCCACGGCACUUCAGGCAGCUGCCAGCUCAAGACGUGCUGGCAGGUGACGCCGGAGUUCCGCGCGGUGGGGGCGCUGCUGCGCAACCGCUUCCACCGAGCCACGCUCAUCCGGCCACACAACCGCAACGGCGGCCAGCUGGAGGCCGGCCCCGUGGGGGCACCCUCCGCGGCCCCGGGCGUUCCCGGGCCACGCCGCCGGGCCAACCCUGCAGACCUGGUCUAUUUCGAGAAGUCGCCCGACUUCUGCGAGCGCGAGCCGCGCCUGGACUCGGCGGGCACCGUGGGCCGCCUGUGCAACAGAGCAGCAACAGGCCCCGACGGCUGCGGCAGCAUGUGCUGCGGUCGCGGCCACAACAUCCUGCGCCAGACGCGCAGCGAGCGCUGCCACUGCCGCUUCCACUGGUGCUGCUUCGUGGUCUGCGAGGAGUGCCGCAUCACCGAGUGGGUGAGCGUCUGCAAGUGAGCGGAGGGCUCCGCUCCCUGAGACUGGCCCUUUCUCUGCGGCUUGCGAUCUUGAGAAGAGUCGCUUCGGCUCCUGGGAGAGGAGGCUGGACCGCUAAAUCUUAUAGGAACCUCCCAGUUCUGAGGUCGUCAGGUUUGC
Messenger RNA from Phyllostomus discolor (pale spear-nosed bat), 2475 nucleotides. It is a transcript of the gene WNT10A, whose product is annotated as Wnt family member 10A. Gene Ontology annotation, biological process: neuron differentiation; cell fate commitment; multicellular organism development. Gene Ontology annotation, molecular function: cytokine activity; frizzled binding. Lineage: Eukaryota; Metazoa; Chordata; Mammalia; Chiroptera; Phyllostomidae. The record is from RefSeq and is a predicted model, not a curated record. Gene Ontology annotation, cellular component: extracellular region.